ACUGGUCACAUGACUAUCGCCACUGACUUUACCCGUAGAAUCACCAGUGAUCAGGCUGCCUCUGCUACCGACAGACCCUCCUCUCCUCAUUACUUAGUUUAGUAAAGAAAGGUGUAAAGCCUGCUCGGUGUUAAAGAUGUCUCCAACGGCUUUACUGGUCCUGUUUUCGGUCGUGCUGUCCGGUGUGAGUGCCGGUGUGUUUUUCAACCAGAAGCAGCCUUGUUACGUCCGCACACCGAAACGAAACGAUUUCGGACUGAAGACCGCUCCUCGUCCUCAUGAGUAUUUAAACAUUUCUGAAUUGCCCAAAUCCUGGGACUGGAGGAACAUCAAGGGCACCAACUUUGUGAGCACCACCCGCAACCAGCACAUCCCCCAGUACUGUGGCUCCUGCUGGGCCCAUGGCAGCACGAGUGCGAUGGCAGAUCGCAUCAACAUUAAGAGAAAUGGAGCGUGGCCAUCGGCCUAUCUCUCUGUCCAGAAUGUGAUCGACUGCGGUGAAGCCGGCAGUUGCCACGGAGGAGAUCACAGAGGAGUUUGGGAGUACGCCAACACACACGGGAUCCCAGACGAGACCUGCAACAACUACCAGGCUAUAGACCAGAAAUGCAAUACUUUCAAUCAAUGUGGCACCUGCACCACCUUUGGAGUGUGCAACAUUGUGAAGAACUACACCCUGUGGAAAGUGGGAGAUUUCGGAUCUGUGAGCGGGAGGGAGAAGAUGAUGGCAGAGAUCAACGCUAGAGGACCAAUCAGCUGUGGGAUUAUGGCCACAGACAAACUGGAUGCCUACACCGGAGGCGUCUACUCUGAAUAUCAGGAGGAUCCUUCCAUCAAUCAUAUUGUGUCAGUGGCAGGAUGGGGCGUGGAGAACGGAGAUGAAUACUGGAUUGUACGCAAUUCCUGGGGAGAGCCAUGGGGUGAGAAGGGAUGGCUCAGGAUUGUGACCAGCGCCUACAAAGGAGGAAGUGGAAGCACAUACAACCUGGCGUUGGAGGAGGACUGCAUGUAUGGAGACCCAGUGGUCCCCAAGGCCUACCUGUAGAGGAGAGCAGCACCCACAGCGUCAGAAGACACUCUUCAUGUCUUCCUGUCUCGGGCAGAGACACUUUCUCUUUGUAAAAUGUUUUAAAGGGAAUACGAUCUAUUUUUUACACUUAAAGGGGUGAAAUCAGACCUGCUCCAAUCAAUGCAAAUAUUCAGCUUUUUGUAGAUCACAUUUUUCAAUGCAAACUGACUCAGCCAAAGAAGAGUUUAUGAUUAGUCCUAUACUGCUGUGACACCGACUGUCUUCAGUGUGUGGUGUUUAUUGUGUUGACAGUAUUGCACCACACCGUUAGGAAAAAUACAUCAACUUUAAAUUGUGCCUUACAUGCACUGGCAGCCGAAUACAAACUGUUAUUUCCUUUUUGUGUUCACACUUAUCUACACAUCAGACAUUCUGGAAAAAUUGCAAUCUUUGUUUUGUUGUUUUAAAUUGUGUCAAUAAACACAACACUUAAAAGUGAUGCUCCACACACAA
Molecule: messenger RNA, 1522 nt
Organism: Anarrhichthys ocellatus (wolf-eel)
Lineage: Eukaryota; Metazoa; Chordata; Actinopteri; Perciformes; Anarhichadidae
Gene: ctsz
Product: cathepsin Z
Exons: 6
Coding region: 137-1045 (302 amino acids)
Biological process (GO): proteolysis
Molecular function (GO): cysteine-type peptidase activity
Source: RefSeq, a predicted model, not a curated record